AUGGGCUCUAUCGAUACAAGUCGUGGCGAUGCCACAAUUUUCAAGUCUAGUGCACCUCUCACAGGAGGAAAGCGACUAAGGGAAUUAUUGAAAGACCCGUCGAAGGUUGUGGUUUGCCCUGGGGUUUUUGAAGGGUUGACAGCUCGCUUGGCCAUCGCCGCCGGAUUCGACGCUAUGUACAUGACUGGUGCCGGUACAUCGAUGUCUCGUUUAGGCUGGGCAGAUUUAGGCAUGGCAACAUUAAAUGACAUGCGGAGUAACGCCGAGAUGAUUGCAUCGCUUGAUCCCUCCGUUCCAUUGAUUGCGGAUGCGGACACCGGCUACGGCGGACCGAUCAUGGUCACCCGGACGGUUACUCAAUACGCUCGCUCAGGCGUUGCCGCUUUGCAUAUUGAAGACCAGGCAUGUCGCCAGGACACACAGGUACAAGAGAAACGAUGUGGCCAUCUCAUGGGAAAGCAGAUUGUGGACCGUGAUGUCUACUACAGCCGAUUACGAGCAGCAGUCGCCACCCGAGACUCAUUACAGUCAGACAUGCUCAUCAUCGCCCGAACAGAUGCGAAUCAGACUUAUGGAUUUGACGAAGCAAUUGAGCGCCUCCAAGAAGCUGUCCGCAUAGGGGUUGACAUCGUUUUCUUCGAGGCAAUCAAGACCAAAGAAGAAGCAGUGAAGAUUUGCAAGAUCUUCGAGGGCACGCCUUGCCUUCUGAACGUUGUCCCCGGUGGCGUCACGCCUUUGUCAACGGUCGACGAAGCUCGGGAAUGUGGGUUCCGGAUUGUCAUCUACCCGGGUCUCUGUAUGGAGCCGAUGAUUUCGUCGGUGAGGAAAGAAUUGCAGGUUCUGAAGAAGACGGGCCAGCCUUCUCCCUCUGAUCCGGAAAGUGGGGUCAGAGCAGCUUUUGUCCUCGCUGGUCUUGAAGAAUGUAUGGCGAUCGAUAAGUUGGCGGGCGGGAAGGCAUAUACUGGAGUCUGA
This is a messenger RNA of Exophiala bonariae, 972 nucleotides long. RefSeq lists its product as uncharacterized. The transcript is spliced from 3 exons. Gene Ontology annotation, molecular function: catalytic activity. Bases 1 to 972 code for a protein of 323 amino acids. NCBI's taxonomy places the organism in Eukaryota, Fungi, Ascomycota, Eurotiomycetes, Chaetothyriales, Herpotrichiellaceae. The record is from RefSeq and is a predicted model, not a curated record.